Molecule: messenger RNA, 1709 nt
Organism: Melanotaenia boesemani (Boeseman's rainbowfish)
Lineage: Eukaryota; Metazoa; Chordata; Actinopteri; Atheriniformes; Melanotaeniidae
Exons: 6
Coding region: 26-1057 (343 amino acids)
Biological process (GO): response to bacterium
Source: RefSeq, a predicted model, not a curated record
CAACCACUCGUGGAUUUAAUCUAAAAUGUUGAUCAUAUUUUAUGCACUGCUGAUGCUCAGUGUGGGAUGUCGCACAGAUGAUCGAAAGUUCAUAACGAACACAGUUACUGUUGGACAAAAUGCGACCCUGACAUGUCCUCUUCAGAAAUCUCUUCUGCACCAAGAAACCUACCACUGGAUCAGACUUGUUUCUGGAAACUGGCCGGAAUAUCUGGGAGGAACAUUUAACUUUGAUUUUGAUGGUGUUACAGAGAUAACUCACAUUACAGCAAAGCAAGAAAAUGAAGCAUUUGUUCUCCAUAUUAAUGGAACUAAGAUCAAUGAUGCUGGUCUUUAUUACUGUAUUAAAGUAAAACAGCUUAAUCUGACCUUUAUUAAAAGAACAUUUCUACAAAUUAAGGGACCAGAACCAGAUAUCACUGCUGUCAUUCAGGAGCCUCCAUCUGAGCCACUAAAUCCAGGAGACCCAGUCAAUCUGCAGUGUUCAGUCUUCUUUAAGACCGAGAAGAAAACUUGUCCAGCAGAUCACAGCGUGUUCUGGUUCAAAGCCGGAUCAGAUGAUCGUCAUCCCAGUUUUCUUUAUCUUCAUGGUAACAGUGGUGAUAAAUGUGAGAGGACUCCUGAAGCUAACACCACACAGAAAUGUGUCUACAGCUUCUCCAGUGAAGUUACCUCCUCUGAUGCUGGGACGUUUUACUGUGCUGUGGCCACAUGUGGAGAGAUUUUAAUUGGAAAUGGAACAAAAGUGGACAUCCAAGCAUCCAACCUGUGGGAUUUGAAGGUGUCCAACACAGUUAUUUUGCUGUUAGGUGCUGCUCUGACUGUGAGCCUCGUUGUUAUAUCUGUCCUAGUUUAUAAAAUCAAGAAGGCAACUUGUGGGUGUUGGAAAGAUGCUGUUAUGAACUGUGACAAUCAGCAAAUUCAACAGAGGAGUGAGGUCUCUUUGACGUAUGCUGCACCUACUUUCACACAGAAAAAAGCUUGCAGAGCUGAGAGAAAGAACAUGAAAACAUCACAGAAGGAGACAGUUUACUCUGAUAUCAGAGUUCUGGGAUAGAUUAAUAAUGCUUUCAAUUGGAUAAUGGUAGCUUUUCUCUUUUAAUAGACUGUAUAAUUUGUGCUUGAGAAGCAUUGAGGCUUGUCUUUCACCUCUUUUAUUAGUGCAGAUUCAUUGCUGAUCAUAAAAGCUACUUUACAUAUUUUUGUAUGCUUUCCAUUUUGACUGAAGUUGAUUUUUCUUUUAUUUAGUCUCUUGAGAGCAGUGUUAGGCACCUUACUUCAAAAAAGUAAUAUUUAUAGUUGCUAGUCAACAUUAUAAUAGUAAUUAAUUACUCGGAAAAGUAACAGCUCCAUUACUUUUUAAAAAAUGUUCAAAUAUGUUCCCUUUGACGGAACUAUGAAUUCCAAUAAUGAACGAAAUGGAAACCAAAAAGAAUAAAUUAAAUCAUCGACAUUAAUCUCAGGCUGCUGGAUGUCAUGUUUUUGUAUCCUCCUCAGGAGAGGUGCUUCUUGUUAUUCUAACUGCUUACAGUCACCAUGAAAUAAAAAAAAACAUUGUUUCUGGUUAUGAUGAACUUUUCUCAUAAUGUUCUUGUAUUUUAUCUCUGUGACGGAAAAGUGAUGUCUGUGGUUCCAGAUUAAAAUUCUUCCUCUGUUUUCGUUGGAGUUGCUGUUGCUGCGUCUGCUGAUUGUUUGUGUGUGAGGCUGCG